GCAGUAUCACAGACGAAGUAAAUACUAGGAAAUGCGUCCAUCCACCCUACAGCCUACUACACUGUUUAUAUACCACUUAUAUAAUGGACGAUCACAUUCUUCUCCUUAAAUUCGCAUGCUUUUAGCUCGAGUCCGUUGCACAUUCAUUUCCUUGGCCCGUUUUGCGAGCUAUGGCAGCAGUAAAGCCAUUCAGCAUACCCGGCUUUAACAAGGCUCUCAAGGUCCAGGACUUGGAGGAAAGCUGUAAUAUUUACAACAUGCUCCCGACCGAUUCACAACAACCGGAAAUUCUCGAGUCACACAUACACAAUCUUGCUGCACUCUUCGUUCAGAACCGCGCUGAAAAAAUCCUCGGCAUCCAUUUAGCUCAUGGCCACUUCGCUGCCCCCAAGCACACCGCCAUGCUAGGUGUCAACUACGAAGAGCCUUACUGCCGCUGGGCCCGACCGACGGCGAUUCAAACUAUAGAUCUUAGCAACGUACAUGGGCAUAUAUUUGUUCUCACCGAUCAUGGCUUCCACCCAUACGAAUAUCAAUCAGGCCCUGCACCCGAUUUAUCUGAACUUGACAGCGCGUUUCUCCCGAAUCUUGCCGAUUAUCUGAACAAGAAUGACUUGUCGAUGCUUGUUGGACUUCAGGUCGUCGACCAAAAUCCCGCAAACAUGUUGGAGCUCAUUCUCCCUCAAGGAACUGUCAUGCUGGAUAGCUCGGUUCUAAAUGGUUGUGUCCCCACUAGGCAGACUGGCUGGAAGUUCGAAAGUGAGGAUAGCAAGCCACGCGUAUGUCAAGCAAAUGAGACACAUGGCCAGCACGCUAACGGUCAUGACAUUUAUAACAAAGGUGACCCUCAUCCAAAGCUAGAAACUUUUGAAGAUGUCAGGAUUGCACUUGUGGAAGCUGGACUUCUCGAUCAGAUAGCUUAGCGUACUUAUUGCAUUGACAAUUGAGAGGAAGUGGACUAGUUGGGUCAAUAGUUGAAUGAGAUUGUAUUGAUUAUAUGGAUGAUUUACGCA
Messenger RNA from Mollisia scopiformis, 1013 nucleotides. RefSeq lists its product as uncharacterized. The transcript is spliced from 2 exons. The coding region runs from base 171 to 923 and encodes 250 amino acids. Lineage: Eukaryota; Fungi; Ascomycota; Leotiomycetes; Helotiales; Mollisiaceae. The record is from RefSeq and is a predicted model, not a curated record.